Molecule: messenger RNA, 2102 nt
Organism: Seriola dumerili (greater amberjack)
Lineage: Eukaryota; Metazoa; Chordata; Actinopteri; Carangiformes; Carangidae
Product: keratin, type II cytoskeletal 8-like
Exons: 10
Coding region: 217-1470 (417 amino acids)
Cellular component (GO): keratin filament
Source: RefSeq, a predicted model, not a curated record
CAUGAUUACAGCUGGAUGAGAGAGAGCUGACAAGUGCACACAGAGUGAUUCAGCUUGGAGAGUCGCCUGAUGGAUGUAAAGGACACAGACAGAGAAGUGGAGAGGUGAUGGGUGGUCCUUGUCUACCUUAAAAGCAGGUGAUCUGGAGGGCUCUAGGUGCCAUCACCGCUCACCUGUCCAGCUUCUAGACCUCUUGUCGCUGUUACAAGCUUCAAUAUGUCUAAACCAAGAGAUUACAGCAGCCAGUCCUACUCCCCCAGCGGCACAGGACCCGCCAAAAGUCUGCCGACCAACAACAAAAUCGACUCUGCGGGCAAAUCCAGGGAGAAGGACGACAUGGUUGGACUCAAUGACAAGUUCGUCCAGUUGAUUGACAAGGUGAAACACCUGGAGGACGAGAACAAAAAGCUCGACACCAAGCUGAAGAUCCUCAAGGAGCAGGAGGACUACGAGGGGAACGUCGACGACAUCGUGAAGCAGCUGAAGAACGAGCUGGAGCAGCGGAUCGAGGGCCUGCUCCGUGACCAAGACAAGCUGCAGGCCGAGCUGCUCAAGGACCAAGAGGAGGUGGAGGACACUAAGAGGAGGUAUGAGAAGGAGUUACAAAAGAAAGCUGACCUGGAGAAUGAUUUUGUCGUCACCAAAAAGGAUGUGGAUGAAGGCCACUUGAAGGCGGUGAAUCUGGCUCUGGAGCUGGAGGACCUGAUGGGAAAGCUGGAUUUCCUCAGGGUUGGCUAUGAUGAGGAGAUCAGGGAGCUGGAGUCUCAAAUCCAGAACAAGACGGUGAUCAUACCUGACAACAGCAAACGGACUCUGGACAUGGACGAGAUCAUCCAGAAUGUCAAGAAUCAGUACGCCAACGUGGCUGCCCGCAGCAGGGAGGAGGCCGAGCAGUGGAACCAGAGAAAGAUGGAUGCCAUGGUCUUAAAUGCAGGACAACGUGAGCAGGAAGUGCGUGAUUUAAAGAGGGACAUCUCAGACAUGUUGCGCCUCAUCCAGAGGCUCAAUGGCGACCUGGAGGCUCUCCUAAGGAAGGAAGAGUCCCUGAAGAAGGAAAUCGGCGAUGUCAGGACAGAAGGCGACGACAAGUUGGAGCAGGCCCGGGAGGACAUCGCCAAGCUGGAGGAGGCCUUGAGGCGGGCCAAGCAGGACUUGGCCGGACAGAUCCGCGAGCACCAAGAGCUGAUGAACCUGAAGCUGGCCUUGGACAUCGAGAUCGCCACCUACCGCAAGCUGCUGGAGGGCGAGGAGGAGAGGAUGAACGACCUCAUGCGCCACGGAGACGUUCGCCUGCCAUCCAAACAGCAUCUGCCAGAGACGCCACCAGCUCCAGAACCCGCCGUCGUCACGGCAACCACCCACAACCCGGCGGACACCGUUAUCCCGGCGGCCUCCAAGAAACGCCUGCUGAUCCGGGUGGAAGUGGAGGCAGGCAGAGUCGUGUCCGAAAGCUCCCAAUACACUGACUGAGAGUGUGCAUCACUCCUCUGUCUGCAGCAUUACACUACAUAUAAAUAUAUAUCCUCAAAAUGUGAAUUCAAACACUUCAAAUUAAGUUAAAUUAAGUUACUUUUAAUGCAGUAAUGAAACUUUUGUUUGUGUGCUUUCUGGUAGAGCAACAAUAGCUUCUUGGCAGGUUGAACGUUUUUCUGAAGAAUUUGUGCAUGGAGGUUGGAGAUGUUUUGUUUAUGUGGAGCAGUGUUUCUUAAAGGGUUUUCUUAUCUUGUGGUGUUCCUGGCAGCAUCAGUGUGUUUUUCAGCUGUCGCCGCAGCUAUUUCUCUCCUGCCUUUGUGAGUAAGAUUUUGUCUUUGCGAACGUUGUAAAGGUUUCUUAAUGAAUGUUCUGUUGCACCAUAUCUUGGUCAUAUCAGGAAGGAAAUGCACAAAGACGAUGUUUGAUCUGAGGUAGAAGCUGCAUACCUUAAAUGGCUUUGCAUGGUUUUUGUUGUCUGUGCUUCCCUGGUGUUAUACUGUUUGUCCUUCAUGAGGUUCAUGUGAACAUCACAUGUGUCAAAGUAAUCAUGAGGAUACCAGAAGAUGGUACAAAGUGUGUGUGUGUGAAGUAUUUGCAGUGGAAAACAAUUAAUAAAUAAAACAACACAA